CCUAAUUAAUCGUCGCUGUCACUGUCGUGACAGAAGAGGCCGAAGGCGGAGCAGGUGGUCUGGAAUUGAAGCAUUCGGAAGGUCUCGCGGUGAAAAAGGUCUUUACAUCGUUCACGUUGACCUCAUUGAAUGAGAGACGCGCGCGUGCACUAUGACCCGCCAGCAGUGAUCGCAGCCGGCGUCGCGCCACGACAUGGCGACCGUCAAGGUGACGGAGCAGAAGGUUAUACUGUGCGGCGAGUACGGUGUCGGCAAGACGUCGAUAUUCCGGCGCUUCGCCAACAACACGUUCGUUGCCAGCAGCGACCGCAAAUCGACCCUGGGCCUCGACAACAUAGACAAGGAGUACGUCGUCGAGGACAGACGAAUACGACUACAACUAUGGGACACUGGUGGUAUGGAAAGAGUGGCGUCUGUCACCUCGAGUUACUACAAGUUUGCCGAGGCUGCUAUUCUGGUGUUUGCCCUGGAUAACUCGACAUCGUUUCAUUUGUUGUCUCAACAUUUGCUCGACAUAGUCACGUAUGCGGAGAACGCAAAGAUAUUCCUUUGUGGAAACAAGAGUGACUUGGAGAGCGUUGCGCCACAAGUCACAGAUGCUGAGAUGGAACAAUUCUGUGAACAAUGUCACAAUCUGAUCUCGGGAAUAUAUAAAACGUCAUGCAAAACUGGCGAAGGCGUAAACGAGAUGUUUGAGGAUAUCGCGCAACAUUUGGUCGAAGCUAAUCGAUCGCGAAUGGAGCUUCACGAAAUGGACAAGGAUCGAUUUAAGAUUUCGUAUGUCGACGAGGCGACCGACCCGUCGUGCCUGUGUUAAUCUAUGAUUCUACGAAUCUACGAUAAUUAAUAUUCGCGGACACAACGUUGCAGUCUUUAAUAUCUAAGGCUUAACAUGGAUUGUAAGGGAGACGUAAGGGAAAACCUUUUUAUAUCGAGCACUUAUUACGCGUGACUUUCCUAUGAGGGAAGGUUGCGUCUAGCGGAGAGAGGAGAAUCCAUGAAUGUGAUAAAACUAACAUAUACAAGUUGCAUUCCACGAUCAGAUCAGGUCUAGGAUCACGCGACAACAAAAAUUUUCUCGAUUGCAAAUUUAUUAUACGUUGCUAAAUUAUACCUUAAUCGACUAGGCUUGCUCUAUUAAUAUAUGCUCUAUUAAUUUACGAUCAGUAUAUUGUAUUAUACACUUGAUCAAUAUAUAUACUAUAUAUACUUAAGUUUGUAAAGGCUACACGCUAUAAUGAGGCACUAGUGCUGAGUCCAUUUAAUAGUCUUCAGGUCAAUACCAUCUUUCACCAUUUCCCACAGUGGGCUGCAAAAGAGCAAGGAUGUUAGAAUUUUGCUACACAUUUUCGCAUAUUGUCAUCAUGGUUAAUAGAUAUACGAUAUAGAGAUAGAGAAAUAGAAAUAAUCGCGAAACAAACGUCCAACGAUAAAGUCGUUCCCUCCGUGAAACGAGAUUAUAUCCGUUUCAAAUCGUCAAAGCCAAAGUGUAAACACGUACGUAAGUCUGAAGUAGACACACCGUGUCUCAUAAUAACUCUCAAACUCUCUAAUUUGUAUGAUAAUUUAAUGAAUGUGUUACCUCAUCUCCCGAAGUCGCUUCACUUGCUGUAUCGUAUUGUCCGCUGUGUAAUCGACUUCUUCGAACGUUGUAAAUCGUCCGAUGCCGAACCUAGCAAACCGCAAGUUGGAGUAUGAAACUGUUAUUACUAAAACGGUCUCUAAACGUUUGUGUAAUAAAUGUUAUUACACAAUAUUAUUGAUUAUUUGGGAACAAUAUUGAGUUUGUUUUGAAUUGUCGAGAGGAAUUGAUCGUUUAGUGACCGUUUUACGAUCAGCAAAGUUCCUUUAUCUCGAUAUAUAUACCUGAUACUGCAAUGAGCCAAAUCCUCUGAGACUCCGAUCGCUCUUAGCACAUAGCUGGGUUCCAAGCUCGCGCUGGUGCAAGCUGAACCACUGCUUAGCGCCACAUUCUUCAAAGCCAUCAAUAGCGAUUCACCUUCCACGCAGGAGAACGACAAGUUCACGCAGCCGGGGUACCAGGCCACGGGAUCACCGUUUCGCACGACUUGCGGCAAGUUUGACAUUAUCUUCUCGAUCAAAUGAUUCGACAGCGAGUUGAUGUAUCUGUGAUCGUACUGAAAAAUACAGUAUCAAUUUUAAUACCUUAAA
Messenger RNA from Solenopsis invicta (red fire ant), 2172 nucleotides. It is a transcript of the gene RabX6, whose product is annotated as ras-related protein Rab-6.2. Gene Ontology annotation, molecular function: GTP binding; GTPase activity. Bases 194 to 817 code for a protein of 207 amino acids. The record is from RefSeq and is a predicted model, not a curated record. The transcript is spliced from 3 exons. Lineage: Eukaryota; Metazoa; Arthropoda; Insecta; Hymenoptera; Formicidae.